AUAACAUUUAUGCCAAAACAAGUUUAAUAAAAGUAGGCUGGAGGAAAAUUCGUUUCAACUGGAGAUCCUGUAGCAGAUGAUAGAAAUUGGAUAGGAAGAGUUAAUAAUGAAUUAACAUGUACAGCUGCUUGGAAUAGAGAUUGGGGAUUUUUAGCAGGCAAUUCAGAAAAUCUUAAAUUAGAGGAUGCUACUAAACCAUAUAAUAUAGAUGAAUAAAUUAAAAAUCUAUAAUAAGUAUUUCUAAAUAUAUAUAUAUAUCAAAAGGAAAUAGAAAAAAUUUAAGUUGAUCCUAAUAAAAUUACUAUUAAUAGAACCUAUGGCAAAGGAGAUGCAUUAGAAAAGUUUUAAACUGAUCAAUAUAAUAAAACAAGAAACAAAGAUCUUAAACCAUAAGAUAGAAAAAUUCCAAAAACUUGGAAAUAUUAAAAAGGAUGGAAACCAGAACCUGAUCCUUAUGAUCCAAUCUAAAAUAUGUUCAAAAGUAAUAAAAAGAAAUGA
This is a messenger RNA of Paramecium sonneborni, 498 nucleotides long. The record is from the annotation of a GenBank genome assembly. Lineage: Eukaryota; Ciliophora; Oligohymenophorea; Peniculida; Parameciidae.